CAAUUCAAUUUAAUGAACAAUUCAAUCUCAACAACUUAAUUUAAGUCCUACAUGAUGGAGCAGACUGGAGCCCAGUGUUAGACCCAAAUCAUGUUCAUUCACAUGUUAAAGAAAACUGCUGCAUCUUUGUGGAAGUCCGUGUCAUUCACAAGGAAGCAGUUUACUGGAACGGAUCAGAAUCUGAAUCACUUCACUGCCUGUGAGUUGGGACACAGGUUUAGGAUCAGACUCAGGAGAACACUUUGUAUUCAAGUGGAACCUUAAAUUAAUAUAAGUUCUCUAAAUAGACCUGCACAUGUAAACAAGAUUAAGUUUGUGUGUGUGUGUGUGUGUGUGUGUGUGUGUGUGUCUCUGUGUCCAUGUCCACCAGCUCAGUUCAGAAUGGCAGAAGAGUGAAUAGUGUGUGUGAGGGGUGUGUGGGAUCAUCCACAAUGCUGUUAGAUCUGCGGAUGCAGCGUGUGGAGUAAAUGUCUGUGACUGAGGGGAGAGAGACUCCAAUGAUCUUCUCAGCUGUCCUCACUAUCCGCUGAAGGGUCUUGCGAUCCGAGACGGUGCAAUUCCCAAACCAGGCAGUGAUGCAGCUGCUCAGGAUGCUCUCGAUGGUCCCUCUGUAGAAGGUGGUCAGGAUGGGAGGUGGAAGAUGAGCCUUCCUCAGUCUUUGCAGGAAGUAGAGGCACUGCUGGGCUUUUCUGGUGAUGGAGCUCGUGUUGAGUGACCAGGUGAGGUUCUCCACCAAGGGAUUUGGUGCUCUUGACGAUCUCCAUGAUGGACUCAUCUAUGUUCAGUGGAGAAUGGUCACUCUUUGCUCUCCUGAAGUCAACAACCAUCUCUUUAGUCUUGUUGACAUUCAGGGAGAGGUUGUUGGCUCUGCACCAGGCUGUUAGUUGUUGCACCUCCUCUCUAUAUUCUUAAGCCUUUGGACACACAGGUUCCUGCUGCAGUUCCCUGCAGUUUAGGUAGGACACACACACACACACACACACCAAGCAGAAAGCUAUUUCUUCUGGAAUAUAAUGGAAUUGUUCUGCCAUCAAAAUGGAGUAAGUGUCGUAGUUCGUUAAGCUACAUCCCCAAUACCUACAAUAGCCGUGAUGGCUAACGUUAUUUCUUUUACAGGAAGUGAUGAUGUGCGAAGCCGCAGCCGUCCUCUUGAAAGGCUACGGCUUGCUCCGGAGGAAACUAGAUAAAAUAAGCAGAUCACACACACCAGUAUCAGCAUCUGUCUGUAUGUGUCGGUGUAAUUUUGCAGUGUUUUUGCCAGUAUCCUGCUGAUCAUCAUGACAAUGUCUGCUACAGGUCAAAGACGCUCAGAGAUGGAAGGAGUGGAGCCUUCCUCUGGCUCGACUUCCUCUGAUUAAGAUGGGAGAUGAUCUCGCCUCCAGAAAUCUGAUCUACCCAGCGCUUAUCUGCUACGUGGUGGCGAAACUGGAGCUGGGGUCGCGUAGACACUUCCAGUUGAUUGGAUACGACAGUGUGCCAUUUGGCUUUGCCGGUCUUCGUCAGUCCCAUCAUGAGAACUGAGAUGUAUGAAUACGUGCUGUGGCUGACCUCAGGACAGGCCCAGCCAAGCUUCCAUUUUACACCUCUCUUAGAUCUUCAAGUUGUGUGUGGCCAGCAGAAAUCUUUUUUUCGGUUCACCUGAAUUAAGCUUUAAAUACUGUGAGGUCAUCACUAGGGCAGUCAUCACUUUCCCCGACAGAGUCACAAGGAGCUUCAUUGAACACCUUCUUUUGCUGUCUUGCAAACUGCAAAAAGACAAUUCAGAAGAACCUGAGUGGCUGCUAGCGCUCCGGCAGCUGCACAGAACUACAUUAGCAAACGCUAAUGUCAGUGAUGACCCAGAGCAGCACAUGGUGUCUACCAGCCAGAGAUUCAGAGUCUCUGAGAUUCAGGAGUUAAAACAUGAUCCCCCGAAUGAGCCGAUCCCUGAACUCCAGCCUCCUGGUCCGGAGCAGCUUGCUGAACUGGAAGCUUUGCUUUCUUCACGGUACCAGUUGGGAGAUCUGCUGGGGAACGGAUGCUUCGGCUUUGUCUUCAAAGCGGUCCGGAUCGCAGAUAAUAAAAAGGUCGCUGUUAAGGUCGUCAAGAAGUCCGGAUUUACCACAACUAUGAAAAUGUCCGGAGAGACGGAGGAGCUGCCCUCAGAGGUGGCGCUAAUGAGAAUGGUGUCUGAGCCACCUGUCUGUAGCAACGUUGUGGAGUUACUGGAGUGGUUUGACAUGGGCCAUCAGUUCGUCAUGAUCAUGGAAUGGCCCAGUCCCAGUAUGGACCUCUUGGAAUUCAUGGAGCUUCAGGGUGGUUCCCUGUCUGAAGCACAGGCUCGAGACAUCAUGGUGCAGGUGAUUCGGGCGGCUCGUCACUGCUGUGAACGUGGAAUGGUACACAGAGACAUCAAGGUCGAGAAACUCAUCAUCAACCCCGAAACCCUGGAAGUGAAACUGAUUGAUUUUGGCUGUGGGGAAUUGCUGAAGGACACUCCCAGCAAACAUUUUGUGACAUUGCUCUUGGUGUUCUUUCUCUCUUUUGCACUCAGGCACUAUAUUCCUUAUACCUCCUGAGUGCCUGUUCCGUGGAGAGUACAUGGGUGUUCCUGCCACCAUCUGGGGUCUGGGCAUUCUUCUGUAUCACUUCCUCAGUGGACAAAUCCCCUUCAUUGAUAUAGAACAAGACUUCAGUUAUGGGUACCUGAAUGCACUUCCUGACGUGUCUCAAGAGUGCUUCCAGCUGCUAAUGUGGUGUCUGGAUUUAAACCCUGAAACACGCCCAACAUUCGAGCUCUUGGCCAGGCACGAGUGGUUUACUGGGGGCAGUUCAGGACAGAGUCCAGCUCAGGAGUCUUCUGGACACUAAAACCUGCUACUGAAGCCUUGUGAGAACUCUGAUGGGAAGAGCAAGACGAGAAAGAGAGACCGAGAUCAGAAAUUCAGAAUUCUGAAUUAUUUUCACAAUGGUUACCAUUCUGUGUGGUCAACUACACAUUUGUGAACAUUUUACACUUGUGAUUUGCCUUUUGCCCAGUAGGGCAACACAGACACACACACACACACACCACUCUAAAAUAUGGCAUAAUUUCAUGUAAAUGAACACAUAUGCUUUUUUUAAAAUCUUAAUUUAUGAACAAUAAAACACAUUUACAUGAAAUUAUGCACCCUGCUGGACUUCCAUGACCAAGCUGGCAGAGGCUGGCAUGCGGGGAAGAACCUGGCAUCAUCUUAGGAGAGGGUUGAUGAUCUCAGGAUGAUCUGGGACUUUUUGUCCUCUGUGGUGCUAACUGCAGUGUCCCGAUGCAGAGUGUUCAUGAGAAGCACAUUCCUUCUCUGUUUGGGGCAGUAGGAGACAAGAGCAUGCGUGUCAGUAAACACAAACUGGGAGGAGAAUGUGGCCCUUUCUCUUGUCGCCAGCAGUGCAGGGGGAAGCUCUGGUUUGUUCUUUCUCACGGUUCCCACCAUGGCCAGCUUCCUCCUUAGCACCUCCUGGCCAAGGACGUGAAAUAGGACAUGAAAAGGUGUCACAAGUGAUGCUGUGUCCCUGAAAGCCCUCUGUCACCUCGAGAACCACAUGCUGGCUCUGAUUCUUCUCUGGCUGGCCAUCCGCAGGUUUCCCAGUGUACAGCUGCAUGUUCCAGGCGUAGCUAGUCUGGGCAUCACAGGCUACCCAGAUUUUGAUUCCAUACUUGCCAUGUUUACUUGCCAGAUAUUGUUUGAAUCCACAUCGACCUCUGAACGGGACCAGGCUCUCAUCCACUGUCACAUCAGUGCCGGGAUUAUACAUUAGCUGCAGGCGACACACCCACUUAUCCCAGACCUGUCGGAUGGCAGCCAGUUUGUCUCUGGCAUGGCGCGCUGGUCUGGUGUUGCGAUCAUCGAAAUGAGGUGGAAUGUCUUCAGCAGCAAAAAAUUGCCCUCCCCAUCUGAACAUGCCACAGGCUGGACAUAGCCUCUUUACUGGACCGGUAGACCCCAGCAAGAAUCAAAAGACUCAGAUUACCCUGUUGAUCUUUUUUUUUAAUCUAUUUUCGUUCCAGCUGUCACCAUAUACACGACACCCCUCCUUGUUGAUCAUUUCUAGUACUAUCUUUUCAAUUUCCUCUGACAUAAACACCUCAAAGUUCGACUUUAUGCUAACAGCAUGAGAGACAGCAUACCUUGUUGUCCCUCCUCUCCCGCUCUGCCCCCAACAUACGGUGUUGGUUGCUUGGAGGAAUGGAGGACCAGAGAAUAUUUCCAUCUUUGGAUUGGACAAUAUCUUUAUUUUCAGGAGGCUCCUCUUCAUCACCCUCUGACACUUCCUCCUCCUCCUCUUCUUCUGCAGGUUCUGCCUCAUCUCUCUCUUCCUCCACAAGGUCAAAAAUGAGGUGAAGGGCCUGUAAUGCGGUGUAGGUCCUCUUCAUUUUGCUGUCUCAGAGUGAAAUAAGAAAUGCCCCAAGGCUGCUAUAAAUUCAGGGUUUUUUUUUGUUUGUUAUCUUGUCCCCAAUUUGGCAAAGGCAUGUCUCAUAGCUUUUGUUUUGUCUGGAGGCCCAAUGAAAUGCAAUGCCCAAUGCUUUGAAGUGUGUUUGACUGUGUGUGUGUGUGU
Molecule: messenger RNA, 4572 nt
Organism: Hemibagrus wyckioides
Lineage: Eukaryota; Metazoa; Chordata; Actinopteri; Siluriformes; Bagridae
Product: serine/threonine-protein kinase pim-1-like
Exons: 9
Coding region: 1851-2558 (235 amino acids)
Biological process (GO): regulation of mitotic cell cycle; negative regulation of apoptotic process; protein autophosphorylation
Cellular component (GO): cytoplasm
Molecular function (GO): protein serine/threonine kinase activity; ATP binding
Source: RefSeq, a predicted model, not a curated record